UUUUUUUUUUUUCUCCUCUCUCUCUUUUUUUUUUUUUCUCUUUCCUUUCUUCUCUGGUUUAUAUAUUUUUAUAAUACCAUCACAAUAUGCGGAUUCCUUUGGACGAUGAACUUGACGCCAUUUGUAAACUUUAUGAUUAUGGUAUUGUUCCCGGCUCGGUUACUGUGUUUGUCAGAGACAAAGUUAAACAAUGUGGACAAUUGGAUUUAACUCUUUUGGAAGGUAUUAUGAUAGUAGUUGAUGUAUCUGAAGAAGGGUUUAUGGUAACAUCAUGUACACAAAUCAUCAAUGAACCAAAAUACGUGGAAGCAUUAAAAGUGGUACAAGUCCAUUUGGAACAUGUUUUUGAUAGUAUGGAAAAACUACUGAUGACCAUAUCUCCUCUGUUUGCUGCAAAAUACAUUGAAAGACUUCAAUCUUCAGUACAUCAUGAUUUUUUAGAUACCACUUGUUCCAUCCAACCGCCUUCUUCAAUACUAUCCUCAGAACAACAACAAGAACAACAGCAACUACAGCAACAACAAUCAGUUUCAAAUAUUUCAAGUGCAUACAGCGAUGUAUUUGACUGGAUUCAUUAAAUUAGAUAAAGUAUGUUAGAUACCUCGUUGCAUUUACCUCCCUUCAGUGUAUAUUAAUCCCUUCUUCUUUUAUAUAUCCCUUGUUUAUAUUUGAUGUUCAAUAAAUUAUGUAAU
Molecule: messenger RNA, 692 nt
Organism: Halteromyces radiatus
Lineage: Eukaryota; Fungi; Mucoromycota; Mucoromycetes; Mucorales; Cunninghamellaceae
Exons: 2
Coding region: 87-578 (163 amino acids)
Source: RefSeq, a predicted model, not a curated record